AUGACUUUGAGGAGAGCACGGAGCAUGUCUCAAAAGCUACCUAUACAUCGUCUUCCACUCCCUGCUACCACCCUUCAGUAUGCUCUCCCUCAACUCCCACUUCCAGACAAUCCUUCGGCGCAGCGAAGAUCGCAGACAUUCCCUCCUGCCACCUCGGGGGUGUGGGCAAGGGUGAAUCCCCUGUGGGCUUGUUGGCCACCACGUAUAUCCAAAGCUGAGGCCGACGAAAUAGAAGCAGGACUGGACGGGAGGGAAAUAGAAUUGGAGGAUGUUUUGAAACGAUGGGAUCCGAUAGAUGAUGCUGGUCCGUCCACUUAUUCGAGCUCUGAGGAUCGAACAACUUUGGCCAUUGACAAGGACCUGGAAGCUGGGACAAGUGGUCGAACAGAUCUAGGACAAUCGACAGAGCUGAGCUUGAUGUCAUCGGAAAGAAGACUUCGACUCUCUCCAGUUCUCUUGGGUGUAUCGCCGGCCACUUUGAGGGACUCUCUCCCUCAUCUGGAUUCAGGGGACGCCGUGGAACUCUGUGCUGCUCCUUUAAACUCGAAGAAUCAUCCUGACGAAGAUGGAAGGGAUGUAGGGUCAACCGGAUCAGGAAACGAAGCACGAGAUUCAUUCGUCGACGUCUUGUCAGGACGUAAAGUCCUCAUGUCGUCAAACUACGGUCCCUUCUCCACCCGUUAUUGCGGACAUCAAUUCGGUUCUUGGGCUGGACAAUUGGGAGACGGGCGGGCGAUCUCUAUUCUGGAGACUACCAGCCAGGAGGGAGGCAGACAAGAGAUUCAGUUGAAAGGGGCGGGAAGAACACCCUUUAGUCGGACGGCGGAUGGGUUGGCUGUUUUAAGGAGUGGAGUCAGGGAGUUUUUGGGAUGCGAGGCCCUCGCUGCUCUAGGUAUACCCACAACUCGUUCUCUCGCUCUUCUCACCCACCCAUCCCUUCCCGUAUUCCGGGAAAACGGUCCCGAACCUCCUUCUCUCCUCGCCCGCGUAGCCCCAUCAUUCAUACGUAUCGGUCAUUUUCAAGCUCUCAACCCCGGUCCGGAAGCACGUCAAACGCAAUUCUUCUUCGGUGGAAAUUGGCAAACCUCUGAGAUCGCCAAUGAUUCACCAGAGAAGGAUGCUUUGGGUGGACAAGGGAAUCUGGAGAGUUUGAGGGACUUGACGUUUUGGUGUAUGAAUUUGAUCGGAUGGGAGGGGAGUAUAGGUGAUUGGGUCAGAGAAGUGGGGAGAAGGAAUGCAGAGAUGGUUGCUCUUUGGCAGGUUUACGGAUGGAUGCAUGGGGUGUUGAAUACAGACAAUAUUUCAAUUCUCGGCUUGACGAUAGAUUUUGGUCCUUAUGCUUUUAUGGAUGUAUACGAUCCCUCGCACAUAUGUAACCAUUCGGAUCCAACCGGUCUUUACUCGUAUCGAAAUCAAACUUCCCGGGUAAUGUUCGCAAUCGAUAAAUUGGUCUCCUCUGUCGCUCCUCUGAUAGGGUACGAACUCCUCCGUGGUCUACCUUCCCCCGCAUUUAGCAUCUAUGCGAGUGAGGAUGAUGUAGCGGAAUGGACCGACAAGGGAUUGGAAGUUAUGGAAGGAUGGGAAAAGGAGUUUCUGUCGAUUGAAGGAGAGGCGGAAAGGAAAGGCUGGAGGACAAGAUUCGGACUUCUAAGCGAAAAAAAUACAGAUGAUCGACUGAUAUCUGACUUCUUGACACUUUUACAUACACAUUCAUUAGAUUUUCACGCUACAUUCCGUCUUCUAUCUUCUUUCUCUCCUCUUCCUUCGUCAUCUAAACCGGUCGUAUCGUCCGCUGCCUCUGGUCUCUCAACGCCCGAAGACACUUCUGUAAAUUCGAGAACCGUCGAGCAGACCUCAGAUAUUGAUAUGGAUGUUUUUCUUUCUCAACUCGAGACAUGUCUACCUACCUCUACUCUUUCUUCCGUUGGAGAAGCAAGUAAAGCUUUCGUCCCUUGGUUAUUAGAAUACGGUAAACGUAUCGUCGAUCCAGCAGAAAGACAUGCUUGGCAAAAACAUACAUCACCUGCAACUAAUGUAGGGGGGGACGUUCGACUGGAAGGUGUGAAGCAGAAGGUUGAGGAAGAAGGAUGGAUUGUCAAACGGCGGAUGGUGAUGGAUCAGACAAAUCCUAGGUUCGUCCUUCGCCAAUGGGUAUUAGAAGAGGUAAUCGGCGUCAUGGAGAAUUGUGCGGAAGGAGAGGAGAAUAAGUCCCGGGAAGCUCUUUCGAAGAUGGCUUUGAACCCCUUUGCUCCCUAUCCUACUGGCGAAGAAGCAAGGUUAUGUGGUUUGGGGUCACGAGAGAUGUUGGGCUUCCAAUGUAGCUGUUCAUCUUGAUUCAUCUGUAUGUAUACCACAUCAUCCUGUGGCAUGAAUCAAUGUCCAUCUC
Messenger RNA from Tremella mesenterica DSM 1558, 2386 nucleotides. RefSeq lists its product as uncharacterized. Bases 1 to 2334 code for a protein of 777 amino acids. Lineage: Eukaryota; Fungi; Basidiomycota; Tremellomycetes; Tremellales; Tremellaceae. The record is from RefSeq and is a predicted model, not a curated record. The transcript is spliced from 6 exons.